GCUGGGCAGGACUUGAUAUGCUCCCCGGAUGAUUCCGGGGACUGCUAUCCAAGGUUAUUCCAGGCGACCGAGGACUUUCAAGUUGUACGAGAGGGGCAAGAGAUACCACAGGGACUCCAUGUCAGGCUCGAUGUCAGCACAGGCAGGAAAGAAGCCAAGAUCAACGACCCCAACGAGCAAAAUCCGGCCUUGGAGGGACUACCUGUAGACUCAGCGGUGGUGAUGGUCGAGCAAGAAGGCUUUUCAUCUUCUGUGGAUCAAGGUGCACAGAUUCCCAAGGGGGCGCCUGCCUACGAACCAAUCGGCAAGAUCAAGGCACCCGAGGUUGAAUCGCAGGCAUUUCAUGACUCCUUGACGGUCCUCAAGACACUCUCAUUGGCUGACCGACCAGUCGAUGCAGCCCUGAGUAUACUGAAGGACAUAUCUCACGACAUCUACUAUGGACUGAAGAUCGCUGAGGAUCCGAAGGCCGUUAAGGAACUACUGUGCAUGAUGAGCAGCCAGGAUGUGUUCGCCAGAGAUGUGGACGAGGAGGCUGUUACGCUGGCUGGAGAUGCGGCAUCUAUCAUCGGCUCGGCGUUACAAAACAACCAGAAAGCUCUCGCAGAACUGGAGAGCUCAUGGCCGGAACACAGCCAGGCAAAGUGUCCCGGAACAGAUCGUCCGCUCAGCCAGGCAGUCUUCAACAUGCUGGUUCCACAGGUCCCCGCGAGCGGAGAGGCGACCAGGGCUGAAGGCAACCGACUCAGCCUCACGAAGGCCAAGACAUCCGCGCUGCGAGGCUUGAUCAAGAGCCCGACUAUCCGCGACGAAUUCCUCGCCAAUGGAGGUAUGGAUGGAGUCCUACGAGUCCUACUGCUCGAGAGGCCCGAUCUGGUGCCUGCGCAACAGAAGCUUGCAAAUUUGGUAAUGGACAGUUUCCUGGACGAGGGCAUGGGGGCGACACUUGGUGUGUGGCCCAGGCCCGGUGACAUUGACCACGACUGGGACUUCCAGCUCAAGACCCUCGCAAAGCUCCACAGGACGGAGAAGGCUCAUUGGAGUGCGGAGCUGUGGAAGAGGUUG
Molecule: messenger RNA, 1065 nt
Organism: Cryphonectria parasitica EP155
Lineage: Eukaryota; Fungi; Ascomycota; Sordariomycetes; Diaporthales; Cryphonectriaceae
Exons: 1
Source: RefSeq, a predicted model, not a curated record